AUGGGGCAUAUUGAAUUGGCGCGUUGGGCCGAUUUGAUUUUAGUUGCACCUGCAAGUUGUGACACCAUCGCAAAGUUCGCCGCGGGUUUGGCUGACGACUUGCUCAGUACUUUGUAUUUGGCAACCAAAGCACCUGUUUGGGUUGCGCCUGCGAUGAAUCAGCAAAUGUGGGCAGCUAAGCCGACACAACGUAAUCUGAAUACCUUAGUUGAAGAUGGCGUACAUGUGAUUAUGCCUGAAGCAGGUUCGCAAGCUUGUGGUGAUGUCGGUUUAGGGCGUAUGCCUGAACCUGAAGAUUUAGCCGAACAAGUUAAAAAUUACUUCCAUCAAGCACAACGUGCGAUUGCUGAGAAGUUUGGCUUGCUUGCUGGAAAACGUGUGGUGAUUACUGCGGGACCAACACGUGAAGCGAUUGAUCCUGUACGUUAUAUUUCCAAUCACAGUACAGGGAAAAUGGGCUUUGCUAUUGCGGCAGCCUGUUAUUCAGCAGGGGCAAAAGUGACACUAUUGGCUGGUCCAGUCAGUUUGGAUACUCCGAAUGGCGUGCGUCGUAUCAAUGUUUCUUCUGCAAUAAAAAUGCUUGAUGAAAGCAUGCAUCAGCUUGAGGAAGGCUGUGACGUGUUUAUUGCAACUGCGGCUGUCGCUGACUAUCGUGUGGCAGAAGUUGCGGAACAUAAGAUUAAGAAAGCGGGUGAUGAGCUGAAUGUUUCGUUGGUGAAAAACCCUGAUAUUGUGGCGACCAUUGCACAGCAGUCAAAGCGCCCAUUUAUGGUGGGUUUUGCGGCUGAAACCCGUAAUGUAGAGGAAUAUGCAGCAGGAAAACUGGUUGCAAAAAAACUCGAUAUGAUUGCCUGCAAUGAUGUCUCGCGUGCUGAUAUUGGUUUUGCUUCUGAUCAAAAUGCGAUGACCGUGUUUUUUGCAGAACAGUAUCAGAUGGAAAAGCGUGAUUUAGAGAAAGCCUCGAAACAAGAGAUUGCACAACAAUUGGUUGAAGCGAUCCACGAUGCCUUACACCAUGAGAUUGAACCAAUUUAA
Messenger RNA from Oppiella nova, 1035 nucleotides. The record is from the annotation of a GenBank genome assembly. NCBI's taxonomy places the organism in Eukaryota, Metazoa, Arthropoda, Arachnida, Sarcoptiformes, Oppiidae.